AUGCAGCCUUUUGUCCUUGCAGCAUUCUGUCCGUGCAACGUUCUGUCCAUGCGACAAUUUUUUGCAACCAUAUGUCCACAACAUUCUGUCCGUGACCAACUGUCCGCGACAAUUUGUCCUGCAACGUUUUGUCGUGCGACAUUUUGUCCAUGCAACGUUUUGUCGGCAACGAUUUGUUCGCGACAUUUUGUGAUGCGACAUUCUGUCCUAGCGCCAUCAAAAUUCGAUUUACGCUACGAAGAUCCAUUCCGAAUAAUCAAACAAAAAUCACCAAAAACGUUUAUAGUACAACACAUAAAAAAACCAACAUUACAACGACAAGUUACCACCGAUGUGUUACUACCAAUAUUUCAACGCAUUUAUUAA
This is a messenger RNA of Adineta ricciae, 366 nucleotides long. The record is from the annotation of a GenBank genome assembly. Lineage: Eukaryota; Metazoa; Rotifera; Eurotatoria; Adinetida; Adinetidae.